Oryzias melastigma (Indian medaka) is the source of this 904-nucleotide messenger RNA. It is a transcript of the gene nrsn1l, whose product is annotated as neurensin 1-like. Gene Ontology annotation, cellular component: transport vesicle; neuronal cell body; neuron projection. The record is from RefSeq and is a predicted model, not a curated record. Lineage: Eukaryota; Metazoa; Chordata; Actinopteri; Beloniformes; Adrianichthyidae. Gene Ontology annotation, biological process: nervous system development. The transcript has 4 exons. Bases 165 to 767 code for a protein of 200 amino acids.
AACUUUUCCUGUUUCUCCCUCUCGCUGUAUCAGUCUCCACUGCGCAUGCUCGGCGUCUGAACCGGGCUUUCCAGGAGCAGCUGCUGGAGAUCCGCCGCUCAGCGACUCAUGGAUUCCCAGUGAGGAGAGCGACGCUCCGGCCGGCGGGGAGGAACACGAGAGUGAUGGCGCUGUCCUCCGAGGUGUCCGCUACAGGACCAGAAUCUUCUGGUAGUGAGGGCUCCAGCUGUCUUCAGUUUGGCGUUCGUUCUUAUCUGCAUCACUUCUACGAGGAAUGCUCCUCCUCCAUGUGGGACAGAGAUGGGGUGGAGCCAGGGUGGAGCCAGAGGUCGGGCGUCUGCUGGAACUCGGCUGUCUGGAAGGUCUCCCUCGCUCUGGGUCUCCUGAUUCUGACUGCUGGCGUUGUCUCUCUAGGAGUCAGUUACUCCACCACCCACAAAAUUGAGUCAUUCGGAGAAGGCGAUUUGUUCUUCGUGGACACCCAGGCCAUCAGUUUUAACAGGGGACUUCAUCUGAGCACUGCAACAGGGAUUGGCCUGUCGUGCCUUGGCUCUGCCCUGGCAGUAGCUGCAGUCAUCGUGUGGGUUGUCCUCAGGGCCAACUUGAAAGAGAGGCUGUUCCGUGGAUCAAGUGAGGGGGACCGGAGACGGGAGCCUGGGUCAACGAGGAUGGGAAGCAGAGAUGUGGUCACUGAGCCACCAGAAGCUCAGAGGGGACGUGUACCCUUCACUCUGUCAAAAAUGAAAAUGGUGCAGCGUCCUUCCUAAAACAUAAUCCUGCUGCUUGUACAGGUUUUUGAUCCAAUCCUGCAGCUUUGUUCAUCUCCCUUUUGAUUCUUCAUCCUGCCAUUUUGAAAUGCAUGCAAAUACCAGCAAGACGUCAUAAAAGUUUCACCUUAACUGAA